Messenger RNA from Camelus dromedarius (Arabian camel), 1077 nucleotides. RefSeq names its product phospholipid scramblase 2. Bases 1 to 1077 code for a protein of 358 amino acids. The record is from RefSeq and is a predicted model, not a curated record. Gene Ontology annotation, biological process: plasma membrane phospholipid scrambling. NCBI's taxonomy places the organism in Eukaryota, Metazoa, Chordata, Mammalia, Artiodactyla, Camelidae. The transcript is spliced from 7 exons. Gene Ontology annotation, cellular component: plasma membrane. Gene Ontology annotation, molecular function: phospholipid scramblase activity.
AUGGCUGGAGCCAAAACUAUGCUAGACGCCCCGGAACGCCAGAAGUGGGAAGACACAGCAUCUCCAGGACAUAUUGGCUACCCUACUCCCCAUACUGACAAUUCUGAAACCCAGGAUGAAAAUCCUGUCCCCCAGAAUGACUAUCCUAAAACCAAGGCUGAAAAUCCUUGCUCUAAGGCUGGCAAUUCCAAAACCCAGGCUGAAUAUCCUGGCCCCAAGGCUGGCUACACUGGCACCCAGACUGACUACCUAGUCAGUAGGAAGGACUACCUAGUCCUACCAGCUGGCUAUUCAGGGUCUUGCCCAGUUGGCUCUCCCAUCCAAUACCAGCCAGUGCCUCUUCGGCCAGGUGUGCCUGCAGGACUGCCCUGGAUUCCAGCACUACCACCUUCACCAGACUGUCCACCAGGAUUGGAAUAUUUAAACCAGAUAGAUCAGAUUCAGAUUCAUCAGCAAAUUGAACUUACAGAAGUCAUAAUACGUAUUGAAACAAAUAACAAAUAUGAAAUUAAGAACAGCCUUGGACAGAGGAUUUACUUUGCAGCAGAGGAUACUGAUUGCUGUACCCGAUAUUUUUGUGGGGCUUUUAGGCCUUUUACCAUGAGGAUCCUUGAUCUUAUAGGCCGAGAGGUCAUAACUCUGGAGAGACCACUAAGGAUUAACUGGCUUUGUUUCCCCUGCUGCCUGCAGGAGAUAGAAAUCCACGCUCCUCCUGGGAUACCAAUAGGUUAUGUUACUCAGAUCAGGCACCUAUUUCUGCCAAAGUUUAGAAUUCAAAAUGAGAAGAGAAAGGAUAUACUAAGAAUUACUGGUCCAUGUUUCAUGUGCAGCUUUUGUGGAGAUGUUGAUUUUGAGAUUAAAUCUCUUGAAGGGAAAAAUGUGGUUGGCAAGAUUUCUAAGCAAUUUACUGGGAUUGUAAGAGAGAUAUUUACAAAUUACAGUAAUUUUAGCAUCCAGUUCCCUUCAAACGCUGAUGUGAAAAUGAAAGCUGUUGUGCUUGGCGCGUGUUUCCUCCUUGAUUUCAUGUUUUAUGAAAAUACUGGAUGCUCUAAGAUUUUGACAGCAGGACUGUUGUAG